AGGAGGGCGCGCGGGACAUCAGCACACCGGCCGGGUCAAGAAGCUGCAAGGAUGGAGAUCCGACCUGACAGGUUUAAGGCGGUGGCGGCCAAAACUCUGGGGAAAAUUAACAGGCUCAUUGAGAAGCGGCAGCCGAAUGGAGAAACUAUUGAAUUAUCAGCGGAGGGCCGUCCUGAGCUGGUGGAGGAGAAGGAGAUGCCGGUGGUGGACUGUACCUGCUGUGGCUUGCCGAGGCGGUACAUCAUCGCCAUCCUGUCUGGCCUGGGAUUCUGCAUCUCUUUCGGCAUCCGGUGCAACCUGGGUGUGGCCAUUGUUAGCAUGGUGAAUGACCACACUGUCUACAAAGGCAACAAGGAAGUGCUUGUGGCUGCACAGUUCACCUGGGACCCUGAGACAGUGGGGAUGAUCCACGGCUCCUUCUUCUGGGGCUACAUCGUCACACAGAUCCCCGGUGGCUUUAUAUGUCAAAAAUUUGCUGCCAACAGAGUAUUUGGGUUUGCCAUAGUGGCCACAUCCACCCUUAACAUGCUGAUUCCAGCUGCUGCUCGCUGCCAUUACAGCUGCGUCAUACUGGUCAGGAUAUGCCAGGGCCUUGUUGAGGGUGUAUCAUACCCAGCCUGCCACGGGAUCUGGGCCAAGUGGGCGCCUCCUCUUGAGAGAAGUCGAUUAGCCACAACAGCCUUUUGUGGAUCCUAUGCAGGUGCAGUGGUGGCCAUGCCUUUAGCUGGGAUACUGGUUCAAUACACUGGGUGGUCUUCAGUAUUCUAUGUCUAUGGCAGCUUUGGGAUAUUCUGGUAUUUGUUCUGGAUUCUGGUGUCGUAUGAGAGUCCCGCAGCCCAUCCCACCAUCACACCGGAGGAGAGGACUUACAUUGAAGAAGCCAUCGGAGAGUCUACGUCAUUUCUCAAUCCUCUGCAUAAAUUUAAAACCCCAUGGAAACACUUCUUCACCUCCAUGCCGGUCUACGCCAUCAUUGUGGCCAACUUCUGCAGAAGCUGGACCUUCUACCUGCUGCUCAUCAGCCAGCCAGCCUACUUUGAAGAAGUCUUUGGCUUUGAGAUCAGCAAGGUGGGCAUGGUGUCAGCUUUGCCCCAUCUGGUGAUGACAAUCAUCGUGCCUAUUGGAGGCCAGUUGGCAGAUUACCUAAGAACCCACAACCUGAUGUCCACCACCAACGUCAGGAAGCUCAUGAACUGUGGAGGUUUUGGGAUGGAGGCCACCCUCCUGCUAGUGGUGGGAUUCUCUCACUCCAAAGGUGUUGCCAUUUCCUUCUUAGUCCUCGCUGUGGGUUUCAGUGGAUUUGCUAUCUCAGGGUUUAAUGUCAAUCACUUGGAUAUCGCCCCUCGAUAUGCCAGCAUACUGAUGGGCAUCUCAAACGGGGUGGGAACGCUAUCUGGAAUGGUGUGUCCUCUCAUAGUGGGAGCCAUGACUAAACACAAGACACGUGACGAUUGGAAGUAUGUCUUCCUUAUAGCUUCCCUAGUACAUUACGGAGGAGUGAUUUUCUAUGGACUUUUUGCAUCAGGAGAAAAGCAGCCGUGGGCAGACAUAGAGGACACCAGUGAGGAGAAGUGUGGUAUUAUUGAUGAGGAUGAACUGGCCAAUGAAACAGAGGAGCUCUAUCGGGGAGGCGGGCAGUAUGGGGCCAUGAACCAACCAGAGGAGGGGGGAGGAGGAGGAGGAGGAGGAGGAGCCGGGUCGGGAUGGGUGUCGGACUGGGAUAAGUCUGAGGAGUAUGUGCAGCCACCUGGAUACAACUCUUAUAUGUAUGGGGGAGAAGAGGAGCGGGAGCUGACAUAGAAGAUCGACAUGAUACAAGUAAAAAAAAAAAAGAAGAAGAAAAAGAAAAGAGGAAGAUUGUUUUUUGGAAAGGGAUUGUAAUAGAG
Messenger RNA from Cottoperca gobio, 1886 nucleotides. RefSeq names its product solute carrier family 17 member 7a (gene slc17a7a). The transcript is spliced from 14 exons. Gene Ontology annotation, molecular function: L-glutamate transmembrane transporter activity; neurotransmitter transmembrane transporter activity. NCBI's taxonomy places the organism in Eukaryota, Metazoa, Chordata, Actinopteri, Perciformes, Bovichtidae. Bases 52 to 1800 code for a protein of 582 amino acids. The record is from RefSeq and is a predicted model, not a curated record. Gene Ontology annotation, cellular component: synaptic vesicle membrane; excitatory synapse. Gene Ontology annotation, biological process: regulation of synapse structure or activity; transmembrane transport; synaptic transmission, glutamatergic.